Molecule: messenger RNA, 3169 nt
Organism: Sebastes umbrosus (honeycomb rockfish)
Lineage: Eukaryota; Metazoa; Chordata; Actinopteri; Perciformes; Sebastidae
Gene: rtcb
Product: RNA 2',3'-cyclic phosphate and 5'-OH ligase
Exons: 12
Coding region: 191-1708 (505 amino acids)
Biological process (GO): tRNA splicing, via endonucleolytic cleavage and ligation
Cellular component (GO): tRNA-splicing ligase complex; nucleus
Molecular function (GO): RNA ligase (ATP) activity
Source: RefSeq, a predicted model, not a curated record
GUUAAAUUAGCGUUAAAAGUUAUAUUUUAAUGCGUCAUGCCAAAUUAACAAUCGCGUUUUUCUGUCAAACAGCUUACGGGCCUCCGUCCAGCUCUGACUGCUGCUGACACACUGAACAUUAGACAUUAAACAGCCGGUGAAGCGCAGCAGCAUUAAACUCUGUAACAUCAAACCUCCUGUGAUCGCAACAAUGAGUCGCAGUUAUAACGAUGAGCUGCAGUAUCUGGAUAAGAUCAGCAGUAACUGCUGGAGGAUUAAGAAAGGGUUCGUUCCCAACAUGCAGGUUGAGGGAACCUUCUACGUGAACGAACCUCUGGAGAAGCUGAUGUUUGAGGAGCUUCGUAACGCGUGUCGAGGAGGAGGUGUGGGAGGAUUCCUUCCGGCCAUGAAACAGAUCGGGAACGUGGCGGCGCUGCCGGGGAUCGUGCACCGGUCCAUCGGUCUCCCAGAUGUUCACUCCGGUUAUGGAUUUGCGAUCGGAAACAUGGCGGCCUUCGACAUGAGCAACCCCGACGCCGUUGUGUCUCCAGGCGGCGUCGGUUUCGACAUAAACUGCGGCGUCCGUCUGCUGAGGACGAACCUGGACGAGGGGGACGUCCAGCCGGUGAAGGAGCAGCUGGCCCAGUCGCUGUUCGACCACAUCCCGGUGGGCGUCGGCUCCAAGGGGGUCAUCCCCAUGGGCGCCAAGGACCUGGAGGAGGCUCUGGAGAUGGGGGUGGACUGGUCUCUGAGGGAGGGCUACGCCUGGGCCGAGGACAAGGAGCACUGCGAGGAGUACGGCAGGAUGCUGCAGGCUGACCCCAACAAGGUGUCCUCCAAGGCCAAGAAGAGAGGCCUGCCGCAGCUGGGGACUCUGGGAGCAGGAAACCAUUACGCUGAGAUCCAAGUGGUGGACGAGAUCUACAACGACUACGCUGCCAAGAAGAUGGGCAUCGACCACAAAGGACAGGUGUGUGUGAUGAUCCACAGCGGCAGCAGAGGGCUCGGACACCAGGUGGCCACAGACGCUCUGGUUGCCAUGGAGAAGGCGAUGAAGAGGGACAAGAUCACGGUGAACGACCGCCAGCUGGCGUGCGCCCGCAUCACAUCACAGGAAGGACAGGACUACCUGAAGGGCAUGGCGGCGGCGGGAAACUACGCCUGGGUCAACCGCUCGUCCAUGACCUUCCUCACCAGACAGGCGUUCUCUAAAGUGUUCGCCACGACGCCGGACGACCUCGACAUGCACGUCAUCUACGACGUCUCUCACAACAUCGCCAAAGUGGAGGAGCACAUGGUGGACGGGAAGCAGAAGACGCUGCUGCUCCACCGUAAAGGAUCCACCCGGGCGUUCCCGCCUCACCAUCCCCUGAUCCCCGUAGACUACCAGCUCACAGGUCAGCCGGUUCUGAUCGGAGGGACGAUGGGAACCUGCAGCUACGUCCUCACUGGGACAGAACAGGGCAUGACGGAGACGUUCGGCACCACCUGUCACGGAGCGGGUCGCGCUAUGUCUCGAGCAAAGUCCCGCAGGAACCUGGACUUCCAGGACGUCCUGGACAAACUGGCCGACCAGGGCAUCGCCAUCCGAGUGGCGUCGCCCAAACUGGUCAUGGAGGAGGCUCCAGAAUCGUAUAAAAACGUGACGGACGUUGUCAACACGUGUCAUGACGCUGGAAUCAGUAAGAAGGCGAUCAAACUACGACCGAUUGCUGUGAUUAAAGGCUGAAGCUGCACAACGCCACGUUUACAGACUCUUUACACUAAACAGGAAGGAAGUUAAAAUCAGGGGACUUCUGUACGGGACUCUGGAAAAGCAGAAGAUGUUCGCUUUUGUUUGUUUUGUAAUGAAAUUUAUGUUAAAAAAUAAGAUUGAAAACUUAAUUUCUAACCAGAUUUUUUUGUUUUUGAUGCCAAAUCUGUGAUCCAAAUAAAGAGGAUCACUCAAAACUGAAUUUAUUGUGAUUUACUACGUUAGUUACGUUACAGUCCAUCUUCAAUGUUCACUUGGUCACAAGUGAUGCCCAAAGAUGACUCCAGAUGUUAAAAAUAAGAAAUUCUUCAUGUUUUGUGUAAGAAUCUGAAAAAAAAGCUGUCAGAUACAUGUAGUGGAGUAGAAAGUAGCAUGAAAAUAAAAGUACCUCAAAUUUGUACUUAAGUACAGUACAGUGUAGUACUGUACUACUACAGUACUACUACUAAUACUAAUGUACUUUAUCCUGAUUUACAUAUUCAAGUUUCCCCUUUUUUGUUUUUCCUAAAAUCAUAAAACAUCUGACACAUUUCAACACUUAGUUUUAGUUUCAAAUUAAAAGAGAUUGUCGACAAGACAGUCUCCUAUGUCUGAGUUAUUCUGUGUUUUUUUUUUAUUCUGUCUGGAUAAAAUUAUGCCUGAAGGAAGGCUUUUAAUGUGAAACAUCUGUACAGGAAGUGUUAUUAACAGCAAAAUAGACAAAUUGGGAAUUAAUGAGUGAAUAAAAACAGCAUUUUUGGUUGUGUACUUUCUUUAAGAAAUACUGUUUUCAUUCACUAAUUAUUUCAAAUCUAUUCUAUUUUUCUGUUCAUUUUUAAUCACUGUUGAGCCGUCAAUGAAACAUUUAUUAAAGAUUAAUAUUUACAUUUAUAAACGCAGGCUGGAUGGCUUAUUAGAAACCAAUGAUAAUUUAAGUGCAGAAUAACUUAAUAAAAAGGUUGAACACAACCUGGCAACCCAAAUUAUUACACACCCAUAACUGAGCGAUAACACAUUUUUGAACCAGUAAAAAAACAACUUAACAUAUAAUAUGGAAAGGAAGACUGUUAAACAGUAAAUAAAACAGGAAGUGUGAUAUCUGAUGAUUAGUAAACACUUUAUUGGUUCUAACAGAUGUUCUAACAGAAGGUUUAUCUCAUAUCAAAAAGAAAAAGAAUCCAGAUCUCAACACGUUUCACCAUCAAUGAACAAAUUCAUCCCUUUGGCAUCUUAAACCUCCGUUCUCCUCAUAUUAACCUCAGGCUGCUGAAGAUGAAAUUAAAUAAAAACAGGCUGAAAUUAAUCAAUAAACUUUUAUUUUGUAAUAUUUGCCACGUCAUUUGAAAACAACUGAUUCUACUGUAGUGGGUGAAUACUACGACGGUACGAAGAACACAAUCAUUGUGAGGGGAUUCCUACGGCGGCCUAUUAGGGCAAUUGUAGGUAAAAAAAUAAAUA